Messenger RNA from Perca flavescens (yellow perch), 2858 nucleotides. RefSeq names its product ankyrin repeat and SOCS box protein 2. NCBI's taxonomy places the organism in Eukaryota, Metazoa, Chordata, Actinopteri, Perciformes, Percidae. Gene Ontology annotation, molecular function: protein binding. The record is from RefSeq and is a predicted model, not a curated record. Bases 198 to 1964 code for a protein of 588 amino acids. Gene Ontology annotation, biological process: intracellular signal transduction. The transcript is spliced from 9 exons.
GCAUUAUCUCCAGUGCAGUUCGCCUUAUCUGUGGAUGUCCGAGUCUCUUGACAUAUAUGGAUAAACCCGUCACCCUGCCGCCUGACAAUACAAUCCCAAAAUAAUCUGAGGCAGCACAGCUGAGCCCCGCUCGGCGCUGCGCGCUCUGCUUCGCCGCGCUGUGUGAGGAAACACUGCCGUGAAAUCUGUCAUCAGUAAUGACGAAAUUCAGCUAUUCUGAAUACUUAUCUCAGUUCCGUAAUGCUGGAGGUAAAUGUAAUAAUGUUCUGUCGCGACUGCGAGGAGAUAGGAGGAGAGGAGACAGUCAGAGGGACGUAACGUCAGAGCCGGAGGAUGUUGAGCCGGUUGUCUUUGGCAUCAGGAGAGGGGAUGUGAAGGCUGUUAAUGAUCUGGCAACAUCCGCUCCUCUCAGCCUGCUGAAGGAGAACGAAGAUGGGUGGAUACCUCUGCAUGAUGCCGCCUUCUGUGGGCAGACAGAGUGUUUGAAGAUCCUACUCAGGGCCCAUCCAGGUUCGGUAGACAAACGUACCUUGCAGGAGCAGACGGCCUUGCUUCUUGCUGUGUCUUGUAAACACUUGUCAUGUGUGCGGUGCCUUCUGGAGAAAGGCGCCGACCCCGACAUCAGCAGCAAGAACAAAGAAACCCCUUUGUACAAAGCAUGUGAGUUGGAGAAUGUGGACACAGUGAGCCUCAUUCUGUCAUAUGGGGCCACUGUGAACCAGCGUUGUGGUCAGGGUUGGACGGCUCUCCAUGAGGCUGUAUCCAGGGACAACACAGAGAUCUGUGAGAUGCUAAUAAGAGCCGGGGCCGCAAUCAAUCCACCUAAUACCUACAGCAUCACACCACUUAUUGUAGCAGCUCAGCGAGGACAGAUGAGGGCACUGUGUUACCUUAUUGGGAAAGGUGCAGAUGUGAACAUGCAGACGUGUGAUGGUGUCACAGCGCUGCAUGAGGCUAGUAAAAAUGGCCACAAGGAAAGCGUAGUAGUGCUGUUGACUAAAAACGCAGAUGCCAACAAACCCACCAACUCAGGACUGCUGCCACUGCAUAUUGCUGCACAAUAUGGACACCAUGAGAUUGUGGCCCUGCUUGUCUCAGUGACAAGUCGAGCCAGGCUCCGCCACAGUUGUGUCAGCCCCCUCCACCUGGCAGCAGAGCACAACAGACACACCGUGGCAGCUGUGCUGCUGAAGACAGGUGCAGAUGUAAAUGCUACACUGGCCAACAGUCAUUCCAUCCAGUAUGCUGAUGGACGCGCAACAGCCCUCUACUUUGCAAUCGCCAACGGCAGCACCAAGACGGCAGAGGUGUUACUGAACGCUGGUGCUAGUCUAAGCCUAGACCCAGUCAGUCCUCUUCUGAUGGCUGUACGGCAGGGCUGUGUCAGCACUGUGUCCUUGCUGCUGGAGAGAGGGGCCGAUGUCAAUGCCAGAAUACCCUCUUAUGCUACUACGUUCCCCGCUGUUGUUGCACUUUGCAUGAAUAACCUCCCUCUACUCAAGUGCCUUUUGGACACCGGCUGCAAUGCCCUGUCCUGUUUUACCUGUACAUAUGGCUGUGCCCCUCACCCAACAUCUGGAGGAUCCCACAUAGGAACUGUUGGCAGCAAUGGAUAUGUUUUGCAGAAUGACAACAUGUUUCCUUUAAACUGCAGUGAGCCGCCAGAAAGAGCAACACAGUUCUGUGAGUGGAUCUCGACAUCACUUAUGUGUAAAUGGGCAGGACCGAUCAUAGACUUGCUGCUGGAGCACGUUGGUCAUGUUCACCUGUGCAGCAAGCUCACUGAACUGCUAGACAGCCGAGAAGAAUGGCUCGCUGUGAAGAGGAAGUUGUCAUCGCCUCGUCCACUGCUGCACCUUUGCAGAUUCAGGAUUCGGACCCAAAUGGGGAGACACAGACUGAAAUCUCUCACAUGUCUACCUCUGCCAGACAGACUGAUCAGAUACCUGAGCCUGGCUGACUGACUUUUAAGUGAACUUCAAGCAAUAUAGGCAUCAAGAGAUUCCCAGGGGCGGAUGGGGGACAACGAUGUGACUGUGGAGGACCUGGUGGCCGUGGUACUGGAAGGGGCAGCAGCCGCACACGCUCACACAGUGGUGAGAGGUCAGGUCCAAUUUCAGUGUCUCUUUAUCCGCAGAGCUGCGUCGACUGGACGCAGACAGAGUGGCCUUUGCAUCAUCAUCAUCAUAACUCCUUUUCCUCUUUUCGUUUUCACUGCCCUCAGGUGUGCUUGCAGGGUUCUUUUUCCGUCCUAAAUGCGAGUGCUCCAUUUUAGUUUGGGUCAACUUAGGUUCCUCCCAAAAUGAGGCUGGUAGUUGGCGUUUCCUCAUAGGCACCUGCUCCACGGCGCUCCCCACAUUCUCCACACACCGAGAAUCCGAACUGGCCUUCUCUGUGGCAUUCACACUCUGGUGAACAGUCCCCACCGGUUUGGCGCACCCAUACUCCGCUGACCUGUGCGUGUGGCAUCUUGGGACUCUGGAGUACUUCUGAGAGAAACGUUUCAGUUGUUUCUGUAGAUAUUUCCUGUGAUCCACGGAGCGUCUGCACGGAGCUGACUUGUCCAAGGCCGCUUUGAUGUCGCUGGAUGCCAAAUUCACAAAAUUCAGCAAGGUCUUGACCUCACUGUCUGCGUUCGCCAUUUCUUGCAAAAAACAUUUAUAAUAUCAGUCCAUGUUGGUGCUUGAAGUCCACCGCCAAUACCUGAAGGGAAAUCAAAAAACAAACUUAAGCGUUGCGUAAUUGCGCAUUUUUCUCUGUUAAUUCUGCAAUCAAGCCUAUAGGCUACAUUGAAUGUGAUGCCUCUCAGUUGAUAUUUUAGGCCUAGGCCUGAUAACCCUUUACUCACUACUGCUGGA